Acomys russatus (golden spiny mouse) is the source of this 1139-nucleotide messenger RNA. It is a transcript of the gene Mospd1, whose product is annotated as motile sperm domain containing 1. The transcript is spliced from 6 exons. The coding region runs from base 243 to 884 and encodes 213 amino acids. The record is from RefSeq and is a predicted model, not a curated record. Gene Ontology annotation, cellular component: cytoplasm. Lineage: Eukaryota; Metazoa; Chordata; Mammalia; Rodentia; Muridae.
CCCCAGUUGCAGCUCAUCCUCCUGGGCGGGGAGAAGUGGCAGUCUAGUCCUCCCGUAUCCCAGCAGGCAGUGCUGUGUGGAGACUCUGACAAAGGAGCUAGGAGCAGUCGCAGCUGCUUUCCGAGGAGCCGGUGUUGCUGAGAUUGCCAAAAUGUUUUGGAGUUUUUAACUGAAUCUAAGAAAGUCCAAAAUCGAUUUGAGACUGUAAAGACAGAAGCUGCAGCAAGGGGGAUUCAGUGCCAAUGCAUCAACAAAAAAGACAACCAGAGUUAGUGGAAGGAAGCCUUCCUGUUUUUGUGUUUCCCACAGAGCUAAUAUUUUAUGCAGAUGACCAGUCAACACAUAAGCAAGUGUUGACUCUGUACAAUCCCUAUGAGUUUGCCUUAAAGUUCAAAGUUUUGUGUACGACUCCAAAUAAGUAUGUUGUCGUUGAUGCCGCAGGUGCAGUAAAGCCCCAGUGCUGUGUGGAUAUUGUGAUUCGCCAUCGAGAUGUUCGAUCCUGCCACUAUGGUGUGAUAGAUAAGUUCCGCCUCCAAGUUUCGGAGCAAAGCCAGAGGAAGGCUUUAGGGAGGAAAGAGGUCAUCGCCACACUUCUCCCAUCUGCAAAAGAACAACAGAAGGAAGAAGAGGAGAAAAGAAUAAAGGAACAUUUAACCGAAAGUGUAUUUUUUGAGCAGUCGUGUCAACCAGAAAACAGAGCAGUCUCUUCAGGACCUAGUUUGCUAACGGUCUUCCUGGGAGUGGUGUGUAUUGCUGCCCUGAUGCUGCCUACUCUGGGGGAUAUGGACUCGCUGGUGCCUCUCUACCUCCACUUAAGUGUGAAUCAAAAAUUAGUGGCUGCUUAUAUUUUAGGUCUUAUCACAAUGGCUAUACUUAGAACAUGAGCAAGGAUUAAAUCUGACUUCUGAAGUAAAUUUAUCUUAAUAAGAAUGUGGACUGCCUUUUAUCUCUAUUUCACUCCAUUAACACACUACAAAUUAUUGAAUGAUUUCAAAUAACUGCAAAUGUAUAAUAUAUAUUUUCAAUUAGUCUAUAAUUUUAUUUGAAGGACUCUAGCACUUUAUGUUACAGACAACAAAGAUACUUCUGAGUGAUAUCUAGGAAAUUAUUUCAAGGCAUUCUUUUAAAAUCUAUACUUA